GAUAUUACUUGGUCACUAAUUCCUGGUUCUCUUUUCUGUGGACUUUGAAAUCAAGAACCAACUUACUUUGGCCAAAGAAAUGAAGCUUAAGUGAUGAACUCCAAGAGGAGAUGACAAAGCUGCUACCGCCUGGUUCUCUCUCCUCUCUUUGUUAUGGUGCCUUGCUGACGGGAAGAUCCAAUACUACGCCCUCACCUACAGGAUUGCCCUGGGCAAUCACUGAGAUCCAAGUUGUCUUGGGUGAGGGUUGUGGAACAGGUUCCUCCCAGAUGAAAACAUCACAUCCUGCAGGGAAGAAGCUCCUUAAGCAGGAAGGUAAACAACUCCAAGGAGCUUCGGGGAGUCCUGAGAGUGACCAGAUUCUCUAGGCCCCUCCUGCCAGAGGUAAGAAAUACAAGCCCUCUGAGAACCACAGAGCAGAGAUGCAAAGGCGACUGACUGAGACCACCCACCCCGGGCUGCCUUGAAGAAGAGAAACUAGCAGGUGCCUGGAGGAGGUUUAGACCAACUGAGGCAGCCGGAGAGGACCCUCUCCAACCUGCUGAGCUGCCUGCAGGCUGUGCGGUGUGUGUGCUCCAGGUUCCCCGCUUUUGUGCGAGGUCACCCAUGCUGAAGUGGGCUUUGGUGAUGCAGCUGUCUUUGAGUCAUUUCUGCUCCUGUGAGUAACCUCGAUAAAACUCAUGGUUCACCAGGCUGGACUCUGGCGGUGUCUAUUUUGGUCUGUCAUGGCUUCCGUAUCCGGGGUGAGUAGCUCAGUAUGUUGCAUCUCCCCAGGAAAAGUUUUGUCCUACAGCAGUGAGCAGCAACCUUUCUUUGUGUUACAUUGGUGGAUUGGUGAUGCUUGCCCGCUUUCCCUCCCGGAUGUACAUCCAAAGUUGUCUGGCUUUGAGGUUUUUGGUUCUGAGAUUUAACCUUUCAUGGCUGCGCCAUCUCUGCAGCCUUGGCUUGCUAUUUUAUUAUUUUAUUAUUUUUGUUUUGUUUUGUUUUUCAAGACAGGAUUUCUCUGUGUAGCUCUAGCUGUUCUGGAACUUGCUCUGUGGACCAGGCUGGCCCCGAACUCAUAGAGAUCCACCAAAGGCACGUGCCACCAGUUGGGAUUGGUUUUGCUUUUUAAAGAGAAGGUAAACAUAGAGAGUUUGAGUGAAAUAUUUGGUACAUAGAGAAGAGAAUGGGAAGAAGGAGGCAGAGGAAGAAAAGAAGGAGCAGAAAGAACUCAAGGGAGGUUUAACUGAGCAAACAAUGCCUAUGGUGAGGUGGGCAGCCCCGAGCCCCACAGUCCCAUCUCAUGCUGAGGGAUCCGGACCGAACAAAAAUGAAAACAGGAGAAAGCAGCUAAGUACAACAUGGCUCCUCUCUCUGCUUCCUGAUGUGCCCAGAUGUGAACAAGACUCUGCUUCCACCGUGCCUCCCUUACCAAGAUAAUGACCACUAUCCCCUGAGCCGUGAGACACAGUAACCCUUUCCUUCCUGACAUAUUUAUCACAGCAAUGGAAAACGGCAAUACAAAGGCUGCUGCAGAAGCCAAGCAUGGCUGCACACGACCCCUGACUUACAGUGACUUGAUAUACCAUCAUCUUUCAGCUUUGUGGUGGUGUUAACACCCCUUCAUAAAACCGUUCUGUUUCUCCCCUUCAGAGCGGCAGUUGGUAAACUGCAUGAAUUAUGAACACGUGGUGUAUGUUUUGUGUUAGAACUCUUUGCCCAAAAUACAUGUUUUGAGCAGAGCUGAAGGUAGGCUGGGCUAAGCCCUGGUGUUUUGUAAGCCAGAUGAAUUAAAUGCAUCUCUGACGUAUGGAAUCUUCCGCUAGUGGUGGGUUUGCCACAGUGUAACUCCAUCUUAUGGGAAGAAGCAUCAGCCGUUGAAAAUGUUGGUGGAUCCCAUUUGAACGGAGACUGAAGCAGGGAUCCUGCUUGGACUCCUACAGUGCCUAUAGUUCCUGUCAGAGAAUCUCCUCUCAGCUACACUUGACCUUGCUGCUCGUUUCUUGCUUUGAACUCAUUCUUCCUAACCAGAUGGGAGGUGGGAACAGGUGAGGAACCUCGUCCUUGUGCGCGUCACAGGUUACAGGCGUAUAACAGACUUUCAGUAAAUACGAAGCGUAAAGAUGAGCCGACUGGCUGAUUAGUCAGAACUACUGCUUCCUCUUUUAACGUUGGAGGGACAGUUCUGGGGAAUUGCUUUACUUCAUCAAUUUACCCUUUCCUCUAGAGGAAGGGAGGCCAGCAGGCCUGGCUGGAUGCAGGAACCUUGUCACCAGUAUUCCAGUGGUUUCUCUCUAUGGUUUUUUGCAUUAAUAUUAUUACCAGUAAACACCUUUGCUAAGGUAGUGUCUACUGGUUUCAGGUCAGCUUCUGGUAGCCUCUGUUCCUGGCCAAUCCAGAAAACACCGAGUUUCAUCCACUUUAUCUGGGGUUUGUGAUUAUCUCUGAGUCAGCCCGCCAACCAUGAAUAUGCAUGGGAAUGGGGACUUUUUUUUUUUUUAGCUGCAAGAGACAAGACACCUAAAUUCAGACUGCCUUAGGCUAGAACAUCAGUUCCCUAAAAGCCAGGGGUAGAUCAGUUGCACCAGGCGACUGCAAGUCUGCACAAAGGAGCCAACUGUGGCCCUUCCUUCGGUCCCGCCCAGAAGCAAUGACUACAUAGAGAGGUCUGGUAGGAAACCAUGUGGCUAGGAGAGAGGACUUGAGAUGUUAUUUGUAUAGCAUCCUCUAUAAAACUGGGGAACAACUAUAUCAAAAUGGGGGAGCCCAACAGAUAGUAUGGGGAGAUGAGGGAAUAAAGACCCCUGAGUGCCCCCACCCCAGUGCCUUCCCUGUAGCGUAUUUAAUUUGUGGAGGAAGUAAAGGCCAGCCAGGACUACUGCACCUAGCCACGAUCCAAAUUAGGCCCAGGAGAAGGCCAGCUUUAAGCACACAUGUUAAUUGUUAGGCCCUGCACAGUGAUGAGUUUAGCUUUUUCAGAGUCCCAACAAUGACACAUGAAGUAAUGCUUCCUCCGUUCAGUGUUUUCUUUCACAUAAACAUCCAGACCCUCAUCUUAGGGGAGAAACAUGAUGUAAGCCAGUUUCCCAGUCUCCGGCUUUGAUCUUUGUGUCGUUGUAAAGGUGUUGCUGGCUUUUCUGGGUUGCAGAGUCCUGUUCCACAGGACUUGCCACUGAGUUUGUGCUGUGUGUUCCUUUGGAGUCUCUCUUUUUUUUCUUUCAUCAGUGUUGUGAGGGAAGUUGUGGAUGCUGACCAGGAAGAUGCACAGUGAUGUCAUUAGGGCUUGGUCUGUCUCUAUCCAUUCAAUCUGCUCUCCCUUGCAGGAAGACAUAAGGGUAAAAUGGAGAUUGAUUCUUCCCUGCAGGGAGGCACACACGCACGUGGAGACCUGCUUGUCCCGCUUGGUACAUGUACUUCCUUCCCUCCCUGUUGGUCUUUUGCUCUCAGCAUUUGUACUCUAUGAAGAUACGAACUUUUUCUUUCACUUCCUUUCUUCUAUGGGUGAUGACCUGCUGUCUUUCUGAGAAGGAGGCCGAAGGUCACUGAGUGUCAACGUUGCCACUCCUUUCUGGUUUAAGCGGAAGGGGUCUCCGGGGCUGGUCACCCAAGGGUCUGGAGACGCGCGCUCGUGCGCGCACAAGCAUGUGUGUGUGGGGUGUGUGUGUGUGUGUGUGUGUGUGUGUGUGUGUGUGUGCAAAUAUUUCUCAGAUGCCACACACACAUUUCUGCCUGAGGGUUUUGUGUACCAGCCUUUGAAGGACUGUCCUUUUCUCCGGAGUGUCCUUUACCAUCUACCUCUGUAGGAGGUUGGGAGGAGGGCACAGAAGCUGGCCCUGGAAUCCUUGAGGAAGAAGGCAUUUGUAGGUCUUGCUGGCCGGCUCACUGCUGCAUUCAGUCAAAGGAAGGCAAAAGGCUGCUGGAGUUGGGCAAAGAGCCCUGGGUCAAACUGGGCCGGCCACUGACAACAACGGUGGCCUCCGGGGUGCAGUUGCACUUCUGGAUCUCAGUCCACUCACCGCAUGGCCUCAGGACGCCAGGGCGCUUUGGUGGACAGGGGGUAGGGACUGAAGCUUCCAAACGCCUUAAACCCCCGCCCAUGCUUCUUACGGAAAAACAAAACGGGCUUGCGAGAUCCUGCAGCGUCCGAAGACACCACUGCGCGCAACGUCACCCUCGCUCUGGAUUUGGGGGAGAGCGCACCGGACGGAGGAGGAUGGUUCGGCGUGGGCUGAGCUGGAAGGGGUUCUCUGCUCAUCCGGCCGCCGCCUUCGCGUCGCUGCCUCCCCGGCUGUGCAGCAUUUUGGGGGUGGCGGCCGCGAGGCCGAGCAGGGGAUGCGCUUACAUAACCGCUCGCCGUGUCUUGCUGCCUCGCGCUCUCGGGAGCCGCGGGCGGGGCGCGCCGCCCGACCGCGAUGCUGCCGGGACAAGCGCCGCAGGGCCCGGGCCGGUCCCGCAGGCGGAGGAGCGCGAGCAUCGGCGGGAGGAGGGCGCCGGCGGCGGGGGAGGUGAAGCCCCUCCAGGCCGGCCUGCCACUCCUCCUGCUAUGAUGCCUGGGCAGAUCCCAGACCCUUCAGUGACCGCAGGCUCUCUGCCAGGGCUCGGCCCCCUCACCGGACUUCCCAGCUCUGCUCUGACCACAGAGGAGCUGAAAUACGCUGACAUCCGCAACAUUGGGGCGAUGAUUGCGCCCUUGCACUUCCUGGAGGUGAAACUGGGCAAGAGGCCCCAACCCGUGAAGAGUGAGCUAGAUGAGGAAGAAGAGCGAAGGAAAAGGCGCCGGGAGAAGAACAAAGUUGCUGCAGCCAGAUGCCGGAACAAGAAGAAGGAGCGCACGGAGUUCCUGCAGAGGGAGUCAGAGAGGCUGGAGCUCAUGAACGCAGAGCUAAAGACCCAGAUAGAGGAGCUGAAGCUUGAGAGGCAGCAGCUGAUCCUGAUGCUCAACCGCCACCGGCCCACCUGUAUCGUGCGUACAGACAGCGUCAGGACGCCGGAGUCGGAAGGCAACCCGCUGCUGGAGCAGCUGGACAAGAAGUGACUGAAAGCCUGGAGGAGGCAGCGGAGGAAGAGGAGGAAGAGGAGGAGCAGCAAAGAGGAGGAGGAGCAAAGUGAUGGAGGGCCCCUCCCGGGCACGUGACAAACUCUAUGAUGAGGCUUAGCAUAACUGGCCUCCAGCUGGCUCUUUUUGGAAACUCAGCCCAGCCGCACAAGAGCAAGAGCGGACUGAAGAAACCAGAGGGACCAGGUGCUGAGACCAAGGUUGACCCGCAGAUAGGGGCUGCCCCACUCCAGGGCCCAACUUGAAGGGCACCUAAGCCGGAGAGGUGCCAAACCAGGUAGCCACCUUGGGCUCUCUCCGCCAAGACUCCCACCCAGGGGACUACGGAGCAGCCAAGAAAAGCCAUGCAUUGCAAACACAGUGUGGCCGAGGAUGGAGCUCAGCGGAGUCUGUAAUCCACCUUCCCCAGCCCUGCCCAAGCCCGGUGGAAAGGGGGUGCACUGUGGGGCUGCGAUGGCCCAGCUGGAGUUUGCUGAGGCACUGAGGCGCGGGCGCCCUUCCAAAGCACACACCCAAUCAAUGAAUGUUUACAGACUGGCUGUCCUGGCGGGGCUUCCAACUGCACACGGUUUUUUUAUACUUUCUUUCUUUCUUUUUUUUUUUUUUAAUAUUUUUUACAAAAAAAAGAUUUUAUACGAGCAAUAUAUAUAUGUGGAUUUCUAUAAUCACUCGAUGUGACACAGUACAAAUAUGCUAUGGUCUGCUGUUACAGCCAUUGUAAUUCCUAAGUACUGUAGGCUCUGGGUGUUGGGGGGGUAGCCAGGCGGGUGGGGUACAUUUCCAUCCUUGUAACCCCUUCCUAGUACUCAGUCCUGUAUCGCUCAGUAAACAUUGCUCUUAAUUA
Messenger RNA from Rattus norvegicus (Norway rat), 5882 nucleotides. RefSeq names its product Jun dimerization protein 2 (gene Jdp2). Gene Ontology annotation, molecular function: DNA-binding transcription factor activity; double-stranded DNA binding; DNA binding. Gene Ontology annotation, cellular component: nucleus. Gene Ontology annotation, biological process: regulation of DNA-templated transcription; regulation of transcription by RNA polymerase II. NCBI's taxonomy places the organism in Eukaryota, Metazoa, Chordata, Mammalia, Rodentia, Muridae. The record is from RefSeq and is a predicted model, not a curated record.